GCCCAUGUGUUAAAGGCUGGGUGUGCAGCAUGUAGUACUAGGUGAGGGCUGGUGGGAAGAAGUCACUCAAAAGUACCCUGACCCUUCGUUCCUCUGUUCCUGCACCUCAGUUUAUGUGAGGUAAGCAGCUUUCUCCAACAGAACUUCCUCUCUCCUCAAAGGCCCAGAGCAGCCAGGCCAACCACCGACCAAGAAUUAUAACUGCUGAAACUGGCUUCACAGGCUCUCUGCUGGGUCUGUAUCCUGGGACUAGAGACCCACCAUGAAGGCCUGGGGUGUCCUCUGGACCGUGCUUGGACUGCUGUUGUGGCCAGAGCCAGGGACAGCCUCCUCCUUGCCCCUGGUCAUGGACUCCAUCAUCCAGGCCCUUGCUGAACUUGAGCAAAAGGUACUGGUGACUGAGGCCAGCAUCACUGCCUCUGCAUGGAUUCUGUCAGCCAAGAACUCCAGCACCCACAAUUCCCUUCACCAACACCUGCUGCUGAAGGCACCAAGCCACAACACUACAGAGCCAGAUCCUCACUCACUCAGCCCAGAGCUUCAAGCCCUGAUUUCUGAGGUGGCCCAACAUGACGUACAGGAUGGGCAGGAAUAUGGAGUGGUGCUGGCCCCUGAUGGCUCCACUGUAGCCGUGAAGCCUCUGCUGGUUGGGCUAGAGGCCAGUCUACAGGGGCACAGUGUUGCUAACUUACCUUCAGAUUGCCAGGCCGUCCCCUGUGAUGCUGGAAACACCUCGACCAAUAUUGGAGCCACCUGGCCAGGACUCAUGGAUGCUUUUACAAAUGCCUCUUCUCCAGAUGUUGAAGCCACUUUACCAAAUGACAAAGCCAAGAUUCCCACCACUAUGGACAGACUCCUGGCAGUCACCUUGGCUGGUGAUUUAGGUCUGACCUUCCUCCACAGGUCCCAGACUUGGAGUCCUCCAGGCCUGGGAACUGAAGGUUGCUGGGACCAGCUUUCUGCCCCCAGGGUCUUCACACUAUUGGACCCCAAGGCGUCCAGGCUCACCAUGGCUUUCCUCAAUGGUGCCUUGGAUGGAGCUCUCCUUGGGAACCACUUGAGCCAAAUCCCUACGCCCCACCCACCCCUCAGCCACCUGCUGAGAGAGUACUAUGGAGCUGGGGUGAAUGGAGAUCCGGUGUUCCGGAGUAACUUCCGAAGGCAGAAUGGGGCUUCUUUGACUUCAGUCCCUACCCUGGCCCAGCAGGUAUGGGAGGCCCUAGUCCUGCUACAGAAACUGGAGCCAGGACAUCUACAGUUGCAGAACAUGAGCCAAGAGCAACUGGCUCAGGUAGCCACCUUUGCUACCAAGGAGUUUAUUGAGGCUUUCUUGGGAUGCCCAGCCAUUCACCCCCGCUGCCGCUGGGGAGCGGCUCCCUACCGAGGCCACCCAACGCCACUCCAGCUGCCACUCGGAUUCUUAUAUGUGCAUCACACAUACGUGCCAGCACCACCCUGCACCACCUUCCAGAGCUGUGCCGCGGAUAUGCGCUCCAUGCAGCGUUUCCACCAGGAUGUGCGCCACUGGGAUGACAUCGGCUACAGUUUCGUGGUAGGCUCCGACGGCUAUGUGUACCAGGGCCGUGGCUGGCACUGGGUAGGUGCGCACACGCGCGGCCACAACUCCCUCGGCUUCGGUGUGGCCUUCGUGGGCAACUACACUGGGACACUGCCCAGCGAUGCUGCGCUGAACACGGCGCGCGACGUGCUCCCGAGCUGCGCAAUUCGCGCAGGUCUCUUGCGGCCAGACUACAAGCUGCUCGGCCACCGCCAGCUAGGGCACACCGAUUGCCCCGGGAACGCGCUCUUCAACUUGCUGCGCACCUGGCCCCACUUCACAGUGGUUGAAAACUAAGAACUCCUUUGAGAGACCUUUGAGGAUCCAGGAGGUACUAUCCCUGAUGACCCUUUGAGCAACCACAGACUUCCAAUAAAGGGACCAUGGAAAGGA
Mastomys coucha (southern multimammate mouse) is the source of this 1951-nucleotide messenger RNA. It is a transcript of the gene Pglyrp2, whose product is annotated as peptidoglycan recognition protein 2. The coding region runs from base 263 to 1855 and encodes 530 amino acids. NCBI's taxonomy places the organism in Eukaryota, Metazoa, Chordata, Mammalia, Rodentia, Muridae. The record is from RefSeq and is a predicted model, not a curated record. Gene Ontology annotation, biological process: peptidoglycan catabolic process; detection of bacterium; defense response to Gram-positive bacterium. The transcript is spliced from 6 exons. Gene Ontology annotation, molecular function: N-acetylmuramoyl-L-alanine amidase activity; peptidoglycan binding; peptidoglycan immune receptor activity.